Molecule: messenger RNA, 345 nt
Organism: Caenorhabditis remanei
Lineage: Eukaryota; Metazoa; Nematoda; Chromadorea; Rhabditida; Rhabditidae
Exons: 2
Coding region: 1-345 (114 amino acids)
Source: RefSeq, a predicted model, not a curated record
AUGAAAAUUAUCGUUGGUUGGAAUUUCUGUGCGACUGAAAACACAGCAGCGGCAAGUUUUUGGGAUUCUCCAUACCAUUUGUCGGGUUUUGAAUUAACAGGUAACAAAUUAGUUGGAAGCACGGAUCGACACCUGGUACACUCGGAUGAUGUUAUCGGUGUAUCCGGCGAAGAGGGUUUGUCCGUCUUGAGACCAGGCCAAAGAGAUACACUGUGGGCUGGAUCCUCUUCCGUUUCCGGAGCUGGCGAUUUCUGGCUUGAGCUCUUCGAUCUCCUUCUUGUCCUCGAGGUCCCAGAUCUUGAUGGAAGAUCCAACAGCGGCGCAGAGCCAGUAUCUGUUUGGUGA